This is a messenger RNA of Mollisia scopiformis, 4704 nucleotides long. RefSeq lists its product as uncharacterized. Gene Ontology annotation, molecular function: protein binding. Gene Ontology annotation, biological process: deadenylation-independent decapping of nuclear-transcribed mRNA. The coding region runs from base 1 to 4704 and encodes 1567 amino acids. Gene Ontology annotation, cellular component: P-body. The record is from RefSeq and is a predicted model, not a curated record. The transcript is spliced from 2 exons. NCBI's taxonomy places the organism in Eukaryota, Fungi, Ascomycota, Leotiomycetes, Helotiales, Mollisiaceae.
AUGUCGGGAUCUUCUGGAUAUCCUGCUGCCAACAACGGCGAACAAUUGGAUUCACUAUUUGCUCAGCUUCGAAAUCAACAGACGAGCAAACCCCCAAAUCUUGAACCCAGCUACACCUAUUACAACAACAACACAAAUAAUAACGGUUACUUUCAACCUGCGUCAUCGCAACAACAUCACGAUUAUCAUCAAGCCUCGGUCACGUCUGCGAUUCCUACGCCUUCUGAAGCUGGAUCGCAACCUCACCACAGCUCCGCAAUCAUGAGUCCCGCUGAUACACCUCAAUUCCGUAGCAGUCCUGCUGCGAGUCGACCACCGAACAAUGAUGGCGCGUCCAACCUACUCAACUUACUGAAGUUCAGCCAACCGUCGGCAGCCUCUUCAAGUCAACAAGGCCCCAUUGGUCCCCCGUCUACCAAUGUGUCCCGCGCAGCUCCUGCAAGUUUCUCGGGCUCUGAUAUCCUCAGACAAGUUGGCACGGCUAACCAUGAUGACUCUCGAUCUUCCGAUCUCUUGGCUACUCUCUUGGGUCAAAACAAGUCGCAGACCACUCGUCAAUUCGCCAAACCCUCAGAGCCCCCUCAAUCGAGCUUUGCCGCAGCUUCUUCUCCACCUGAGCAAACUCAAGCAUACCUCCUGCAGCUCUUGAAGCCGAAGCCACCUCAAAGCGACGAAGAACCCCAAAUCAAGCAUACCAAGAUAUUGACACCCCCAAGCAAGGCUGUAUCUGAAGAUGACGUUGGAGAGGUUACUCAAGCGAUGGAAGAUGCAUCUCUUGAGAUGAACAUGAUGGGCUCCGCGGCGACUGAAAACAUCCCAGGAUUUGGCAAAGAGAAUGUGCAAGACACCACACCAAAGAGUUCACAGGGAAUGUUCACCUACGUCAAUCCCUUCGAGCAGCUUGCCGCCUCUUCUCCCCGCCAUCGCACACCCAAGAACUCCACAGCAGCUCCUGCGCCCGCCGGUAGCCCGAUCUUCCAGAUCUUGAAGAACCCCCGUCAAGACUCUUCUUCAGAUCACAAACGCAAAGUAGAGGAGCGAAGUUCCAUGCCGAGCCCAGCUCAUACAAAGCGCAAGAUCGAGCCCGUCUCGCAAGCUUCUUCCGAUCCACCCACUCCUUUGCCGGACGGCCGCACCCAGGUCGAAGCAUUGAUUGGUAUCGGUGCUUCUGAAACCAAAGAGAGCGUCCAAGAUGCGAUUGACGUAGUUGGAGAUCAGGUCGACAGACAGGUCCAAGAAGCUAUUGCACGAGCUGAGCAAGAUGAAGUCCAAGUUACGAUUGAGAAGGAUAUAGAGGAUAUGCUUGAUUCCAAGACGGAGCAGGAGUUCAAGGAGGCGGCUCAAGUCACUGCUGAAGUCAUUAAGAACGAAUUGGACAAGGAGGAAAACAGCGGCGCUCUUGAUGACUUACCCACACCACUUGCUGAAGAGGUUAAGGAUAUCAUUGAAGAUGUCGCCCAAGGUCACAUUGCCGAUAGUUGGGAGAGUGCAGACAACGAAGAUAGCCCCGUCAAGGACGAAGAGGAGACGAUGAUCAAAGUCUACAACUUCCCAAUGCGACCAUGGACUUCAAUUACAGUCAAGCAACAUGGAGAACGCCGUCCUAGCUUCAGCGAUGACUCGUUCGUUGACAUUGCUCGCUUGAAGAAGGAGUUUGAUCAGAUUGACCGGAUCCUCGUCACCGCAUCAAACAACUUCAUCGUUUAUGGAAUGUCUAAGAACGGAGGACUUCGGAUCAUUCGGCAAGAAGAUGGUACUGAUACAAAGCUCUUCACUGAGACGCAUGAUCGCAUCUUUAGUGUCGUUGUCUCUGCCUCUUCAGCUGAGCAAAAAGAGGCUAUCAUCGGCACUGGCAUCAGUGGUACCGUUUAUUGGGCUCUCAUCAAGGAUGGUGAAGGCGAUCAUAUCGAGGACUCCAACCCUGAGACCCACGCAUUCGCGCUUCCGCCAAUUCAUUCUCAAGAGACAGAGUCCCCAGGUGGAGUCUUGAAGACUCGAGCACGAAAGAGUGCCAGUCACCCAGACUUUUUCGCUGUUGGUCGCGGAAAGUUCAUCAACAUCAUCUGGCCAGGAGUCAUUCUCAAGCAGUCCUACCUGAAAAACGGCAAGGACCGCAUUGUUGACACUGACAGGUAUCUCGCCAAGCACUCUCUUAAGGUCAACACUGGAAAGGCAGGAAAGGAUUUCACCUUCAGCGAAGAUGAUACAACAAUUGUAUCACUCGACAAGGCCGGCAGAGUCAAGUUCUGGGACGUUCGUGACCUGACCGCAGCUCAUAUCAUGGAUAAGCCUUCUGAGUCUCAAAACAUCGAGAUCAAGGAACCUUUGAUUACUUUCACUACCACUCCAGCAACUGAGAAGUCGUGGCCAACUUCCGUCAUGUUUGUGGACAAGCUCCGACCAUUCCAAAGAGGUGGUGCGUUGCGAUACCUCGUUGUCGGAAUGAAGCAAAACCACACUCUUCAAUUGUGGGAUCUUGCUCUUGGAAAGCCUGUACAAGAAAUCCACCUUCCUCAUAGCAAGGAGUCGGACGCUGUCUGCAGUGUUGUCUACCAUGCUGCUACUGGUAUGAUUGUUGUUGGUCAUCCAACGCGCAACUCGAUCUAUUUCUUGCACUUGUCGGCACCGAAAUACACCCUGCCUAAGAACCUCAACCAAGCCGAGUAUAUGCAGAGACUUGUCGCCAAUGAUCCUGACUUCAAGAAGCCAGACUCUACAGCCGUGAUGAGUGGUAUGCGUGAAUACUCAUUCGAGAACAAGGGCCAACUCCGAAGUCUUGAUAUCCUCCAGACACCAAAUUCGGCAAACUCUUCAGCUGAGCCUCCUCGUACCCUCUUCGAGUUAUAUGUCAUGCAUUCAAAGGGUGUCACUUGUCUGAAUGUCAAGCCUGCCACGCUUGGAUGGACCUCUGACAAUAAAGUCAUCUACCCAGUUGUUGCUGACAAAGUCAACAUGGUCACCAUCGACACGCUCAAGGAGAUUCCAGCCACAAUUGAGGCCAGUGAGCCGUCAAAUCAAGUCUCGAUGCCAACUCGUAUCGUACCUCGACCAGCAACCAAGGAGACCUCUAGAGAACCCCCUAAGAAGUCUGGCCAUAGCGAACCUGCAGCAUCCACCUCGAAGGUUGAGGACAAGCCAGAAAAGAAGGAUUUGGCGAUCUCUAAUGGCGGUAUGGCUCAGACCAGCGGUCCUGAAAAGGCCGAGAAGAAGAAGCGUAGAAAGGGCACUCAGAACUCCGAGCAUGCAGCAGCUGGUCCUUCCCACAUUGGUCAACCAUCAAAGCCUAUUGUCCUCGAUCCUUCCUCCAACGUUCGGAAUGGAAAUUUGAACAAGGCCCCGGUGAUUGUACCUCAAUACGAACUUGCUACUGCGUCAGCACCUGCUCGUGAGAUCAACGAUGACACCCUCAAGGAGAUUGAAGCUCGUGUCUCUGGCGAAGUCAAGAAAUUGUUCGGCGACUCUCUUGAAACCCUCUAUCGGAACAUCAAGGAAGACAGACGCACCCAAAUUGCUGUAGCAGAUGCCAAGCAAGAUGCCAUGCUCCGACUUGUGUCGAGCACCUUGUCUGAUAACAUUGAGGCUACUCUUGGCCAAAUUGUCAAUAAAGGCAUCCAGCAGAGUGUUCUUCCAGCCAUUUCAGAUGUUGUAUCCAAAGCUGUGGCUGAGCAGUUGGGCUCCAGGCUGAAUGCUCAUAUUGCUCAAGUCCUCCCCAAGGAGCUCAAGGUGGCCCUACCAGACAUCGUCACACAUGCUUUGAACCAACCUCAACUCCAGAAGAUCUUCGGCGAAUCUGUGGCAAAGAACAUGGCGUUCCGUGUCGACGAACAACUUAAGACCAUGCUUUCCACUGUCGUUGUACCUUCCUUCCAGAAUAUGGCCAUGUCGUUAGUCAACGAUGUUCAACGUCAGGCAACCGAGCAAAUUCAGGCUAUAGAGCAGCAACGCCACACCGACAGUAUCAAGAUUGAGCAGCUCACCCAGCUCGUGGCUGGGCUGACCAAUUCCAUUACAUCUAUGGCUCAAUCUCAGAGUGAUUUCCAAGCCGAAUUCCUAAAGCUGAAAGCUCAAUCUGUGUCGGAUAGGCGUCAAGGCAGUCAAACCCAGGCCGAGGCUUCUCGCGUGUCCAGGACUUCCACAUCCCUCACCGGUCCCAUUGAUGAGAAGACACCAGCAGAGAUUGAGUAUGAGAACAUGCUGGCCGGUAUCACCACUGAUAUGAGCACCGGUGACUACGAGAGCGCCGUGAUUAAGUGGCUGCAGACAAAGCGAGAGCAGGAAUUCUUCGCCGCUUACUUCUCCAAGUUUAGUCCAGACUUUGUCCGCGAGCUGACGCCACUUUUGCUUCUAUCUCUCGGGGCUACGAUCAGCAUCAAGCUCGAUGAUCAGCUCAUGAACGAACGUAUUGCGUGGAUGGAGACGCUUCUUUCGGCUUUCCAAACUCAUGUCAGCAAUGGCACCAUUGAUGACCAAGUCCGAGAGCUCAUCCCAAAGAUCAUGGGCAUCUAUACACAACGUGUUGAGCAUCUCUUCAUGCGCAUCAGCCAAAUUGCUGCCAAGGAUCCUGCUCUGAAGCGACUUUCUCAAAUCGUCACCAGUGCCAAUCGUAUUCUGGAAACUGCUCGUCCCUACGAUUAUAACGAGGAGCUCCCAGCUGAGUUAGCCUAUCCACCUCACGCUUCCGGUAGCGGCCGUCGUGCUAUGUGA